Molecule: messenger RNA, 1164 nt
Organism: Exophiala xenobiotica
Lineage: Eukaryota; Fungi; Ascomycota; Eurotiomycetes; Chaetothyriales; Herpotrichiellaceae
Exons: 1
Coding region: 1-1164 (387 amino acids)
Source: RefSeq, a predicted model, not a curated record
AUGUAUACUCUCAUCCCGCAUACCCAUCGCGCGCUGCGCCAGGACACCUAUGCCUCCCAACCCAUUGUCCAGACCAUACCCACGCCGCAGCCCACCCCUGGAUCCGCCGUUCUCAGAGUCGAACUCGCCAACAUCCUCUCCUACACCAAGGACAUCUACAACGGCGCUCGGAAAUACCCAUACCCAACGCCCUUGACCCUCGGUUCCAGCGCCCUCGGCCGUAUCGUCGCACUGGGUCCCGAUGCCAUUGGUCUCAAGGCCGGCGACCUGUGCUUUCUCGAUGUGACCAUCUCCAGCCGCGACGACACCAACGGCUACAGCGCCUCCACGAGCACAUUCCUAUCGGCCAUCCACGACGGGUACAGUCCAGCGAGCAAGAAGCUCAUGAGCGAGGUGUGGCGUGACGGGACGUACGCGGAAUACGUGCGCUGGCCGCUGGAGAACUGCCACCGUGUCGACGAGCUCAAGUUGUUCGACAAAUUGGGGUAUAGCAUGGAAGACCUGAUGUUCAUCCCCAAAAUGAUGGUCCCGUACGGCGGAUUGGGACCAGGGGGUAUUGACAUCAAGCCCGGUGAGACGGUGGUAGUGGCUCCGGCGACGGGCAGCUUUGGAAGUGCGGCGGUGCAUGUUGCUUUGUCGUUGGGCGCAGGGAGGGUGAUCGCAAUGGGUCGGAAUAUGGCAACGCUGGACAAAGUCAAGAUUGCUGCUGGCGCGAAGGGGUCGAGGGUAGAGUGUGUGAGACUCAGCGGUGAGUGGGAGGAGGAUUUGAAGAGGUUGGAAAACCUAGGAGGGUCCAUUGAUGUGUUUUUCGAUACAAGUCCACCUGCGGCUGCAUCUUCGGGGCAUAUCAAAGCGGGCAUCAUGGCGUUGAAGAAAGGCGGACGGUGUGUGCUUAUGGGUGGAAUCAUGGGCGACGUGGCACUGCCGCAUAGUCGCAUCAUGCAUUGGGGGAUAAUGAUCAAAGGGAAGUGGAUGUUUGAAGCGGUGGAUGUGAGGAGGAUGAUCAAUCUGGUGGAAACGGGGGUGGUGAGUCUGUAUCAGCAACAGCAGAUGUCGCCAAUGGGCGCGAAAUGUUUUGGGACGUAUGGGCUGGAGGAGUGGGAGAAGGCGUUUGAAGAAGCGGAACACGUUGGGAGUGAUGGGUUCGUGUUGCUGAAGCCGUAG